CUGGCUGCAAACCAAAAAAAAAAAAAAAAAAAAAAAGCGAAGGUUGUCCUUCUAAUUUCGUAGUUUUCUCAGCUACCCCAAAGCUCUCUGCUGUCUGACAGACCCGCAUCUGAAGCGUGCCACGGCGGCUGCGUCAUUACUGAAGACCGGGCUAAACUAGAGCUCCACUGCGGUGUUAAGAGUUACUCCUAUUGGAUAUAUCUGGCAUACAUGGAUAUCCGAUGGAAAACAGGUGGAUUAUAGGGGCACAUGGUGGUGUUUGGGGUUGACACAAAACAGAAAGUGACUCUAACACAGACACACCUCUGAUGCCUCUGACCAGUCUGAGCUCAUGGUGUGUGUUUGCUGGGAUAAACUAGUGGCCUGGCCAACGAGCAAAGAGUUUCUACACACAGUAAAGCCCACAGGAUGUCGUGGGCCAGAAGCCUCUUCACAGGCCGAGAGGAUGAGCGAAAAACAGCAUGGGGAGAGCGCAACGGCAAAAAGAGGAAAGAAAGUUCGUCACUAUGCAACCCACAUUACAUAAGCUGCCUGAGGGACUCAGAGGACUUGGAGACCCCUAAUGUGGCCCCUCAGCAUUACCAGUGCGGAGCAGGUACCAGUGGGGGCAGCUUUGGCCUGCGUUGUGGCUGGCAGGAGGACCACUAUGGGAAAAGGAUGGUUGGUGGCGGCGAUGUAGGUUUAAAGGCCAUGGACCUGGGCUUUGAAGAUGGUGAGCUGAAAGGCAGGAAAGAGGAAGAAUUAGGGGAAUUAUCAGAGAACAACUGCAAGGCGAUGACUGUUACAGAAUGCUGGAUGCAGAUAUUGUGGGUUUUCCAAUCCAAAAAAUUUCAGUCUGCCAAGCUGGAACGUCUUUACCAACGCUACUUCUUCAGACUCAACCAGAGUUCUCUGACCAUGCUGAUGGGAGUGCUGGUGGUGGUGUGUGGAGUCAUGCUUGCCUUCCACUGCAUCCACACAACCCUUAAUGUGGCCUACAUCUCAGUACUCUGCGUGGCCAUGGCUCUAUUCUUGGUCAUGAUGGUGGUGUGUAACCGUAAUUGCUUCCACCAGGACUACAUGUGGAUUGUGAGCUACUUGGUGAUCGGGGUGCUGAUUGUAGUGCAGGUUCUCGGUGUACUGAUGGUGUCCCCCCGCAGUGCCUCGGAGGGCAUCUGGUGGACAGUCUUCUUCAUCUACAUUAUUUACACUCUGCUGCCAGUGAGAAUGAGAGCUGCUGUGCUUAGUGGGACUGUGCUGUCCACCAUACACAUUGUCACUGCCUGGCAGCUCAACCAAGAGGACAAGUUCAUUUUCAAGCAGAUUAGUGCCAAUGUGCUGAUCUUCAUUUGCACUAACAUGAUCGGGAUCUGUACCCACUACCCUGCUGAGGUCUCCCAGAGGCAAGCCUUCCAGGAAACCAGGGGAUAUAUUCAGGCCAGACUUCACCUGCAGAGGGAAAACCAGCAGCAGGAGCGUUUACUGCUGUCAGUGCUGCCAAUGCACGUUGCCAUGGAGAUGAAGGCUGAUAUCAAUGCCAAGAAAGAAGAUAUGAUGUUUCACAAGAUCUAUAUCCAAAAACACGACAACGUUAGCAUACUGUUUGCCGACAUUGAAGGUUUCACCAGCCUGGCGUCUCAGUGCACAGCCCAGGAGCUGGUCAUGACGUUGAACGAGCUGUUUGCACGCUUUGACAAGCUGGCCUCGGAGAACCACUGCCUGCGUAUCAAAAUCCUUGGGGACUGUUACUACUGUGUUUCAGGGCUGCCUGAGCCCCGGGCUGAUCAUGCCCACUGCUGUGUAGAGAUGGGAGUAGACAUGAUUGAAGCCAUCUCGCUGGUGAGAGAAGUGACAGGUGUUAAUGUGAACAUGCGGGUGGGCAUUCACAGUGGCCGUGUUCACUGCGGGGUCCUGGGCCUGCGCAAGUGGCAGUUUGACGUCUGGUCCAAUGAUGUAACCCUUGCCAACCAAAUGGAAGCUGGAGGGAAGGCAGGACGUAUUCACAUCACCAAAGCGACAUUGCAGUAUCUGAAUGGGGACUAUGAGGUGGAGCCAGGCUUUGGAGGAGAAAGGAAUGCUUACCUGAAGGAGAACAACAUUGAAACCUUCUUGGUGCUAGGCUGCAGCCAGAAAAGGAAAGAAGAGAAAGCCAUGAUGGCCAAGAUGCAGCGAGCACGUGCGAAUUCUGCAGAGGGAUUGAUGCCACGUUGGGUGUCGGAGAGACCUUUUACCAGAAGCAAGGAGUCCAAAGUCUACAAGAAAAUGGGAAUUGAUGCAGCAUCCAGCAAAGAAAAUCGCUGUGUUCAGGAAACCCUGAACCCUGAAGAUGAGGUGGAUGAGUUUCUUGGGCGGGCCAUCGAUGCACGCAGCAUUGACCAGUUGAGGAAGGAUCACGUCAAGAAGUUUCUACUCACAUUUCAGGGAGUGGACCUGGAGAAAAAGUACUCCAAAAAGAUUGAUGAUCGUUUUGGGGGAUAUGUGGCCUGCACACUACUUGUCUUCUGCUUCAUCUGCUUUAUUCAGAUGAUCAUUUUCCCAAAAACAACACUUAUGCUUGGUCUUUACCUCAGCAUCUUCAUCAUCCUCACUAACAUCCUCUUUAUCUGCGCCAUCUAUUCCUGCAUUAAACUUUUCCCAGCUGCCUUGCAGACGCUUACCAAGAAAAUAGUCCAGUCUAGAACAAACAGCACACUGGUGGGCGUCCUCACCAUCCUUCUCCUCUUCAUCUCUUCCUUUGCUAAUAUGUUUACCUGCAGCAGAGAGGAACUGCAGGACUGUGUGGCCAAGGAACUGAACACAUCAGUGACUCUCUGCCUGCUUCACAACCUCACCCACACAGCCGAGGAUGGUUUGACUCUGUGUUCCAGUCAGGCCAUGCCCUGCCAUUUCCCUGAGUAUUUCAGCUACAGCGUACUGCUGACCCUGCUGACCUGCUCAGUGUUCCUCCACAUCAGCAGCAUAGGGAAGCUGGGUCUGAUGCUGUUCAUCCAGCUCACUUUCAUCCUGCUGGUGGAGUGGCCUCAGGUGUCCUUGUUUGACAACGCAGACCUGCUGGUCAUUGCAAAUGCCCUGCAAUUAUCCCCCGUUAAUGAUUCCCUACCACAACUUAAUUACAAUGAAACUGCUGAAGAGUGCCUGGAAACUGUGACCAAGGUAUCACUAAAGGUCAUCACACCUGUAGUCCUGAUGGUUUUUGUCCUGGCUCUGUACUUGCAUGGCCAGCAGGUGGAGUCCACUGCACGCCUUGACUUCCUCUGGAAGCUGCAGGCCACAGAGGAGAAGGAAGAGAUGGAGGAGCUGCAAGCGUAUAACCGCCGCCUGCUCCACAACAUACUGCCCAAGGACGUGGCUGCCCAUUUUCUUGCCCGGGAGCGUCGGAAUGAUGAGUUGUACUACCAGUCAUGCGAGUGUGUUGCUGUCAUGUUCGCCUCCAUCAGCAACUUUUCUGAGUUUUAUGUGGAACUGGAAGCAAACAAUGAGGGGGUCGAGUGUCUCAGGCUGCUUAAUGAGAUCAUUGCUGACUUUGAUGAGAUCAUCAGUGAGGAGAGAUUCCGCCAGCUGGAGAAAAUCAAAACCAUUGGAUCCACCUACAUGGCAGCCUCUGGCCUUAACGACUCCACAUACGAUAAAAAAGGCCGCUCGCACAUCCUGGCCUUGGCAGACUAUGCCAUGAGGCUUAGAGAACAGAUGAAAUACAUCAACGAGCACUCCUUCAACAACUUCCAGAUGAAGAUAGGGUUAAACAUGGGGCCGGUUGUAGCAGGCGUGAUUGGAGCCAGAAAACCCCAGUAUGAUAUCUGGGGAAACACUGUUAAUGUGGCCAGCCGAAUGGACAGCACAGGAGUACCAGACUACAUCCAGGUGACCACAGACUUAUACCACGUGCUGGUGAACAAUGGAUACCAGCUGGACUGUCGAGGUGUUGUCAAAGUGAAGGGAAAGGGGGAGAUGACCACUUACUUCCUCACCAGCGGCCCCCCGGGUAGUUAACGACAGACCGGCCGACCAUAGAGUGACUCCCAAUGCGUUAAUUCGGCAGAGACUGAGUGGUCAGCUCGGUGAUGAGCACCGAAGCAACAUGCACAGGACUGGGGACAGGACAUGGCCAACGGAGACAAGUCUGUAUCUUGUCAUGUACUCAGAUGCAAACAUGUAGGGUGGUGGUCAUGUUUGAAAACUUCUUUUUUUUCCCAAGCUGCCCGACAGAUAAUGAAGCCCAGUUGCCUUAAGAUGGAAGUGGGGAUGCUUGUAUGUAAGAGCAAUAGUACAAGUAUUUCAUCUGAAAUUAUUAUUUAUUUUUGUGAAAAAUAAAACAAUAUUUCAUAAAAGAAAAUAUGCAAGGACAAUAUGAAGGAGGAGAAUAACCAAAGAACAAAUGUACAUUGAUGAUUCCUGUUGAAAAGUAAAAUAACCUUAGAUAAAUUAUUCCUCUUUUAAAAGCAAAGGCCACGGUAACUUCUCUGUUGUUGACAGGAAUGAGCUCUUGUUUUAUUGUGGACUUAUUGAUAAAGGAGAAAGCACAUCUUUACAUAGAUCUACGGACUUACACAGCCAAGAGACACAAUAACCUUGGAUUGGACUUCUUCUUGUCUUAUCAGGGCCUUUUUUUGAUCCUUCCAGCCUGUGAUUAUCCACACUCUGGACUCAAAGCUGUCUGUGGUUCAGUCACAUGUGUGGCUGAACACUCGCUCCCUGCAAUAUAGUUUUUGGUUCAAGCCAAAAACAGGAAGUAUAAAAUGAAGAAGGAAUGGUUGCAUUAAUACCACAGACAUGAACACAGAUUGUUAAACUGCUAUGAAACAUUUUAUACGAAUGUGUGUGAGUUCUGUAUAUGUGGGUGUGGGGGCGUGAAUAGCUGAAUGCUGAUCUGUAAAGGGGCAUACUGUAACUUUUCACUGUGAGAUUUUUAUGAUACUGUAUGACAAUGCUUUCUUGCCAAACUGGUUGCUACAAGGCAUGUUUUAUAUUAGUCUUUAAAGUUGUGUGUUCAUUCCUAUUUUUCUGACAUGAUCAUUUGAAGAGGACUGCAUCUGUUAUUCCCUUUACUGGGCUGUUAUUCUGACUGACUUCAUUUCAAAUGGAAAAAGCUUAUUUGGACUGUGUUACAACAUGUGAAGUAAAGCAGUUUCCAGACUGCUCCAGGAUUUAGUUUAUGCAAAAAUUCUAUGUCUGGUAUUGAUUUUAUGCAGUACCAGUAAUUAUAUACUUCAUGGACCAAUAUUCACAACAUUACACAGCAGUAUUGGCUCGUAAUUUGGAAAGAAGAUUGAACCCCACCUCACCCACCUUAAAAAAGAGUAGCUGUUUGAAGCCAUUAUUAAAUGAAUGUAUGUAAUUAUGAAGAUUUUUUACUUCUGAAGAAAACUGUGGUUUUACAGAAGAAGUUCAGCCAUUGAAUUAGAGGUGUGACAGUUUGGACUACAUGUUAUCUGAAAGAAUAUUUUAUUUUUAAACAAGCUUUACAUUUGGUGUUUUUAUGCUCAUGAUUGUUCUUCUGAGCCCAAAAAUGCUGCCUCCACAGGCUGAAGAAUAUAUCAUAGCAUUCCUUGCCUAUCUCUGUCCUCACAGAGGAAUGGUUGAGGGAACACGUGUGUUCUGGUUGCAUCUUCCUUUAAAACGUGGCAAUUUUAACAACUGCAUUAGUGCAAUUAUCAAUUUGUUUCCCCAAUGAUUAGAAAAUGAAUAAAUGACUGUUUUUUGCA
Melanotaenia boesemani (Boeseman's rainbowfish) is the source of this 5681-nucleotide messenger RNA. RefSeq names its product adenylate cyclase type 6-like. The transcript has 24 exons. The record is from RefSeq and is a predicted model, not a curated record. Gene Ontology annotation, cellular component: plasma membrane. Gene Ontology annotation, biological process: cAMP biosynthetic process; adenylate cyclase-activating G protein-coupled receptor signaling pathway; adenylate cyclase-inhibiting G protein-coupled receptor signaling pathway. The coding region runs from base 409 to 3969 and encodes 1186 amino acids. Lineage: Eukaryota; Metazoa; Chordata; Actinopteri; Atheriniformes; Melanotaeniidae. Gene Ontology annotation, molecular function: adenylate cyclase activity.